AAAUGGCGUCCAUCCACACACUGUUGUCUGACUGAUAUUUAAACAGUUUUCAAUAUUAAACGUCUGUAGAGGAUAGGAUUUUAGCUAUGGAUAGGGAUGGGAGUUCGUCAAGUAGUGAAGAAAGUGAUAUAGAGGAAAGAGCUGUGAAAGCCAACGAGGAUGACGACAAACUAAGUCAUCUGAGGACAGAGUUGUCACAGAUUCCAUUCUGUGAAUUACAAGACUUGAGAAAUAAAGUAGGAUCUAAAAGAUAUAAUGAAGCCAUCCAUGGUUUUGUUGAAGACAGAAAAAACACAGAAAAAACUUCAAGCAAAACAAAAAAGAAAAGCAAAAACAAUCCUCUAGAGAUUUCAUCAAAACAGAAAGUUUCAAGAAUACGACAAGUUGUUGCAGUAAAGAAAAAGGUUGCCAGGGAUCCAAGGUUUGAUGACCUGUCAGGACAAUUAAAUGAAGAAAUGUUCAGCAAAGCUUACGGCUUUGUAGAUGAAAUGAAAGCAAAUGAAAAGAAGGAAAUAGAAAAAGAAUUGAUGAAGACAAAAAAUGCUGAAAGAAAAGAGACACUUAAGAUGCUGUUAAAAAGAAUGAAACAACAAGAAGAGUCCAAGAAGAAAAAGAAAAUGAAAGAUGAGGAGAGAAGGAAGAGAAAGAAAGAAGAAAUGGAACUUGUGAAGCAGGGGAAAAAACCCUUUUACUUGAAAAAAUCCGAACGAAAGAAAUUAGAAUUAGCAGAAAAAUAUAAGAAGUUGAAGUCUUCUGGUAAACUAGAAAAAUACCUAAGUAAGAGAAGGAAGAAGACUGCGAGCAAGGAUAGGAAACACAUUCCACACAGAAGACAAGCUGACUCUUAAAGAUAUCUAAUCAUAUGAGACAAUGUAUUGAUCGUUUUUUAAAUUAAUUAACUUGUAAUGAAGUUUUUCCUUUAAUAAAAAGACUUUAACCAGAA
This is a messenger RNA of Actinia tenebrosa (Australian red waratah sea anemone), 943 nucleotides long. Its product is annotated as ribosomal RNA processing protein 36 homolog. Gene Ontology annotation, biological process: maturation of SSU-rRNA from tricistronic rRNA transcript (SSU-rRNA, 5.8S rRNA, LSU-rRNA). The record is from RefSeq and is a predicted model, not a curated record. Gene Ontology annotation, cellular component: nucleolus; 90S preribosome. NCBI's taxonomy places the organism in Eukaryota, Metazoa, Cnidaria, Anthozoa, Actiniaria, Actiniidae.